AUGCCAAAGAAGAACUCAAAGAAAGUUGCUCUUGAAGAAAGCCAAUUUGCCAAUUUAUUAGCAAGUGUAAGUUUAUUUUAUUUUUUAUCUAGAAAAUAUAUAUCAUUCUGAAAAUGUUUAGGUUCUGCCUGCUGGUAUGCAACUCGAUGCAUCUGUAAUGGCUGCACUUCAGCAAGCCACAAAUCAAGAAUUGAAUCAAGUUUUGACACAAAAAGCUGCUGAAAUUGCCAAAACUCCGACAACAUCAGGCCAGGAAAAUUCUCAACAACAGCAACAAUAA
Molecule: messenger RNA, 280 nt
Organism: Caenorhabditis angaria
Lineage: Eukaryota; Metazoa; Nematoda; Chromadorea; Rhabditida; Rhabditidae
Source: the annotation of a GenBank genome assembly